Prunus dulcis (almond) is the source of this 591-nucleotide messenger RNA. RefSeq lists its product as uncharacterized. The coding region runs from base 19 to 483 and encodes 154 amino acids. The transcript has a single exon. The record is from RefSeq and is a predicted model, not a curated record. NCBI's taxonomy places the organism in Eukaryota, Viridiplantae, Streptophyta, Magnoliopsida, Rosales, Rosaceae.
UAAAAAAAAAAACACACCAUGGCUUCUCUCCUUGGAGAUUCUGCUUCUGCAGAACAUGCAACAGGACUGUGUAAAGGUAUAGCCGACACGGAAGACGAAGACGAUCUUUUCGAGAUCGAUCUUGAUUCGGUCGACAGCAUUCCUCCACCACAGUACUACUGGGGCGACUAUUUCACUGCAACCGGAAAUGCACUGCUAGCCAACUGCCUACUGCCGGUAACGGAUAUCUCCCGUGCAGUUCCAAUGGUUUCCAAGUCAUUGUCAUGCUCACCGGAGGCGGCAGCCAAUGUUGUAAUGAUGCCAAAGCCAAUGCCCUUGGGCCAGCUUCUUGGUCUGCCAUUCUUGGAGGCUCUCGUGCUUCACCAAAAGGAAGUGAAACCCGGAUGUAAUUUGAUUAGGGCAAAUGAUGCCCAUUUGGAAGUUGGGUCUGAGCCAGCAAUAGAAGGAAGAUAUUACAUUGUUGAUACUGUUUAUGGAGGCUAAGCAUUAGCUUUUCAAAACUCAACGUUUUAUUUGCACGUUUGUCUUUUUCUCCCUCUCACAAGGGCCUCUAUAGGUUACACAAAUAGUCCAAUUAAUUUCUUUUUUGGA